Messenger RNA from Stomoxys calcitrans (stable fly), 1535 nucleotides. RefSeq names its product ubiquitin-conjugating enzyme E2 W. The coding region runs from base 255 to 836 and encodes 193 amino acids. The transcript has 5 exons. The record is from RefSeq and is a predicted model, not a curated record. Lineage: Eukaryota; Metazoa; Arthropoda; Insecta; Diptera; Muscidae.
AGUUACGUUUGGCACGCGAAUGAAUACGAACGACUUGGGAUUAUUGUUUAAGAAAACUCUCCUCUUCAUUUGAUUUGCAUAAAAAUUGCUCAGAGCAGACAACAUUUUGUGGCAAAUAGUAACAAAUUGUUUAUAAACGAAUAAUAAAAAAAAUAGAAACAUGUUUUAAUGCAAAAGAAUUAAGCGUGGUAAAAAUAAGCAAAAAAAAAUUACAAAUAGUUCAUAAAAUCUUCGGAAAUUGAUAAAAGACUAACAUGUCAAAAAUUGUAAAAUUAUUUAAAAAUAAUAAAAAAGACAAACCGCCUAAGGCGGAGAUCAUCGCAGAACCCCAGGUACCAGAGACGCCAACAACGAAAUGUGGUAAACCCUUAGUAUUGGAUAAUACACGAUGGGAGAAACGUUUACAAAAGGAAUUAAUGUCACUGAUCAAGGAGCCCCCACCAGGAGUUUCAGUUGAUACUGCCAGUGUGGCAAGAAAUUUAUCACAGUGGAAAAUUAAUAUUACCGGCUUUGAAGGUACACUGUAUGAAGGUGAAAAUUUCCAGCUACUGUUCAAAUUCAAUCAUAAAUAUCCAUUCGAUUCGCCGGAAGUGACAUUCAUUGGCAAUAAUAUACCAGUGCAUCCUCAUGUCUAUUCAAAUGGUCACAUCUGCCUAUCAAUACUCACAGAAGACUGGUCGCCUGCGCUGUCCGUUCAAUCGGUGUGCCUAAGCAUAGCAUCGAUGCUGAGUAGCUGUCGGGAAAAGAAGCGUCCGCCAGAUAACACCCUCUAUGUGAACACAUGCAACAAGAAUCCCAAAAAGACUAAAUGGUGGUAUCAUGAUGAUUCCGUUUAGUUAUGUGAUAAGCUGAAGCCCUCUGUAGCCUGGGCUUUGAUGUGUUAUCCGUACAAGGUGCUGGAACAAGAAUUACAACAAGAAAUCAAUGAAAUCAACAUUAAUAAGCCUAAAUUGUCUGUGAAACAAUUUCGUCAACGUUUAAAAAUGUUAAUCUCAAAACGUUUCAAACGAGCGACGAGGAAACUAUUGAAAAAAUGUUUACAUCUACAAUAUAUGUAAGAUUAUCCCUCACCUUCGUCCCCGCCCCGCAAAUUGUACUAUUUUUUAUUAACAUCUACAACAGCAACAAAAAUAUAACAAAUUAAUUUAAAUGUAUUCUAAAAAUAUAUAUGAACAAAUUAAGCCAUGGCAAUGUAUUUAGGAAAUAAUAAACACGUUUUAUCCAAUGUAGAACUGAUAUACCAGACAAGCUUCAUCUAAACCAAGAUUGGUGUUCCAACCACACUGUAGUUGUGAUAAUUAUUUAAUAAGUUGAAGCCAUUAUUUGACAUGGAAUGGGCAAUCUUGCCGCCAACAACCAAGUCUCCUGUCAAGUUUGGUUUUCGUUCCACAGCCAAUUGUCAGAACACCCCAGUAUUUAAUUGAAUCCGAACACAAAGAAUAAAUAACAAUGUAAUUGCUGCAUCAUCAACUGAUAUAAAAUUAAGAAUAAUAAAAAAAAAACAAAAAACAAAGAACAAUAUUUUAAACAAUUAA